This is a messenger RNA of Neodiprion fabricii, 6446 nucleotides long. It is a transcript of the gene FAM21, whose product is annotated as WASH complex subunit 2C. The record is from RefSeq and is a predicted model, not a curated record. Bases 218 to 5596 code for a protein of 1792 amino acids. The transcript has 13 exons. Lineage: Eukaryota; Metazoa; Arthropoda; Insecta; Hymenoptera; Diprionidae.
CUACGCCUAAAGUUGCGACUUGCGAUUUUAAAACUGCGGCUCGAACCUCGAUUAACAAAUGAAUUCGAUUGCACCGUAAGCAAUAAUAAGAGAAGUGGUUGCUCCUAAGUUGUCAACGGAAUCAGCUUGAUAUUAAUAACCAAAUUUUCCCUGUUAAAUGUGAUUUGCACAACGGAAAAGUGACUCGGGACACUUUAGGUGUCAGUCCAGAUAAGAAAUGGACUCGUCUGCUGGACCGGAGAGAGCAGAGAAACCAUGGGAUCAUCCAUGGACUACAGAUGAAAUGCGAGAAAAAAGAACUGCCUGGAAUCUUGCCGGAGAUGCCGGCCUUCUACAGCAUCUGCAACAAUUUUCAGAUAAGCUGAUGACAACAGCUAACAAGACGCAGGAAGCCUUAAAUUCGUUCAGUUCAGAGCUUGACGAAACAAUUAUUUUCAUAGAUAAUAUAACCAACACAUCACUAGCUCUAGCCAACACACAGUUUAUCGAGAGUAGAGUCUACGAGGAUGAAAUAGAAGCUGAACCACCGAAAGAACAACAGCUAGAAGUACCAAAAACGAAAGAACAGCUAGAUGCAGAACUGAUAGCAAGCAUAGGUGAGACUGUACGGCGUGGAAUCGCGAUAAUGGAAGAAAAAUACGAAAUAUUGGAAGUUAUUGCUAGCGAUAGUGAAGAUGAAGGAGAGACUGCGAUUCCAAGCGUCAUAUUGAGACCAAAGGAUCCAUACCAGGAUCGUCCGCUACCUUACAUAAUUGGCUCUGAAAAAUGGAAAAAUUCAACUAAAAUCGGCUUGGAGACUAGCAGUAGCGACUCAGAUCACCAGGAGGAAGGUGAAUCUGAAAGUGAUUCAGGCGAUGACACAGCUGUAGUUUCGAAACAAAUUAACGUGCACAAACCACGAAUAGCGAGACUGUCUUCGUCGUCUAGUGAAUCCAAUGACUUUAAUGCGAUGAAUAAUACAGUGCAAAACAUUGAUGAUAGGGGAUCCUAUGAUAACCAAGAUAUAUUUGGUUCAGAAAAUGAAACCUCCACGACUGCCAAUAGCGUACCCAAAAAUUCUAUCAGUGGAGCACCAAAUUUUGCAGAGGAAUUAGCUAAAAGGUUGGGGAGUGUUAUUCCACCACAAAAAUCUAUAAAUACUCAAGUCAUUGAAGAACCUGUUACAACUCAGCCUGAAGAUGAUCUCUUUACCCAAGAAGAUGAAGACUUGUUCGGUGCGCCAUCCAAAAAUUUAUUCAGUGAACCGACGUCGUUAUUUUCCGAAAAAUCCCGCAACUCUUUGUGGGACAACAAGCUUGAUGACCCCUUGCAAUCCUCCAUCAUUCCUUCAUCGCUUGAUGUUCCACCACCUAUCAGUGCUGUUGCAACCAAACCAAAAUCAGCAAUUGACGAUCUAUUUGGUGAUGCGGAUUCAGAGGAUUCGGAUAAUCUAUUUUCGAGUAAACUGUCAACAAGCAAGCUCUUUAAACAACAAAAUUCACCAACCAACAGCCUUCGCACAGAAGGUAAACCAAAAAGUAAAAACUUGUUGUCCGUGAGUAGGAUCACGGAAAAAACAGGAAUGGCAACAAGUACGCCUGAAACGAACGACAUGGUUAAUUCACUAUUUGGUGACGAACCAGAGGAUGAGGGAAAUAUUUUCAGUGGAGAAAGCAAUCGCAACGAUUGGAUCGCAGCCAAGAAGAGUGUUCCAGACAAGAGUACUGGUUCGACACCCGCAGAAGCAUCCAACACCAGUAGUAAAAAGAAACCAGUGGGUGGAGUUUCUAUCCUUGGCCAGAUCGAUAUAUUUGCUUCAGGAAAGCUGCGUCGGCAACCGUCGAGUGAAUCCUGUAGCAGUCAAUCAUCAUCCGAUUUUGAAACUCAACGAAGUAGAGCAACAAAUACGAGGAAUGACGCUAAUUCGGUGAUAAAUAACGAUUCUAGUAAUGGCAGUUCGGUGAUGAUAUCUCGCAACAUGCAGAGUGGCGAAAGCAGCGGUAUUUCCUUGCAGCCACCAAGUGUGGAUGACGUUACGGCAGGCUCGAAUAUAAGCCCUAACUUCCAGCCGGCGAUGACGUCGACUUGGAAUAAGACCGGAGACAUGUAUCGAGAAAGGAUUGCUAGCGACAGUCUUUUCGCGGCUAAAACGCUCAGCCGUGAUAAUGAGAAUUCAUUGAACAAUGCCCGAAUCGAGGAAGCACCCGACCCAGCGGAAGUUCAGAGCUCCGACAUUUUUCUUGAAACCGACGAGAUCUUCGGCCCUCCACCGCUGCCGGAAGCCGGGUCAAAGACCGAGAGAAAAUCGAAGGUGGCCUCGUUGUUCGAUGACUUUGAUUCCGACGACGACCUCUUCUCCAACACCAGCUCUGGAUCCCGCUCACAAAAAAGCGCCGAUCUUCUCACAACAACGACGACGUCGCGACCUUCUGACAAACUCAAUAUCUUUAAAAAUCGAGGCUUGUUCGACGACGAUGAGAAAGAAACCGCGGACGAGCUCGGGAGUGACAUUUUCGGCGGCAAAGUCUCGGCGAAUUCGAAUUUAUUCGCUUCGAAGGUUGUCGAGGAAGUGUCUGUCAGCUCGAGAAAGGAUGAAGAAAAAUCGGAACAAGUCAGUAGCAGUACCGUUGUACAGCAGAAGAGCUUCAGCAGCAGCGUUGGGAAACAGAGUACCAACAAAGAGACUCCGCAGACCGCGCCAGCCGCGAACAUUGGUAGUAUAUUCGAUGAUCUGGAUGACGACGAUUUGUUCGCUCCUAAUUUUGGUAAGAAAAUAUCGAAGAGUCAGAGGAAAAUGGCACCGAGUUUGUUUGACGAUGGUGCGGAAGAUCUGUUCGCUGCACCGUCGAAAACUGCAAGUAAAUUUGAUCAGGGUGACUCGAAAGCUUCAUCCGUGAAGAAAACUGAGGCCUCGUCGGAGACGGCGGUUAAAUCGGGGGCGAAUAUCGGAGGCCAGAUUAAAUCCAAAGUAAUGGAACAAUUGGCGGCUAAGCUGGACCUGGCGAAGACCGUAGAGAAAACGGAUGUGGAGUCGAAGAGCGGAAGCGAAGCGACAGUCGCUGGAGGUAACGUUGAAAGGACGAUAAAUACAGAAGAAGAACAUUCCACGCUGAGUAAACACGAUGGGGAUGGUAUUUCCUCGAAGAAUAAAUCCAAGAAUCUCGCUACAAAGAUAUUGAACGAAAUUAAAACAGUUCAAAAGUCGAAGCUUCUCGAAGCGGACGCGAAGCCUGAAAUCGCGAAGAAACCGGCGGUGUUGAAAAAAUUGAAUCAAAGAUCUGACGUUGCCGCGUCGAAAUCGGCGGAAAUCAGAUCGGAAAUCAUCGAGGAAACGAGAACGGUGACGGAGGGAUCUUGGGUGAAAAGUUUCGAAUCCGAAACAAGAGUUUCCUCUUCGGAGGAAGAAAGGUCGUCGACAACCUCCAAGUCUGAUAAUAUUUACACCGAACAAGAAACGUCCUCGACGUCCUUCAAGUCGGAAGAAAUUUCCUCCAUUGAGGAAAAACGGGAACCUCCGAAGACACUGGAAAUACGAUCGGGCGAAAAACCGAACACCGUUCAGCGCCGGGUUGUUUCGGGAAAAAUAAAGAAUUUAAUGGGGCGAAUGAGCGAUCUGAAAAUCUUGUCCCCGACCGACUCACCCCCAGCUUGGAGAAAGAACGAAGACAGAGUAGAAGAGGAAUCGGACAAGGACACCGCGGAUGGCAGCUGCUCGAGCACGUCAAGGCACAAUCCUACACCUACACUGCCUGCAGACGAACCGUCCAAACCUGUUGCACUCCUCUUACCCACCGACCAAAAGGAAAUCGAGCCAGCCAUCAGCUUUGAUCAACCAGUCCAAGUCGAAACACUGAGCGUCGCUGCGUCCAAGAGUCGAGUCCGGAUCCAGACGAAACGACGACCUCAAAGUAGGCACGCGCGUCAGAAUGCUCUUCGUAAAAGUGGCAUCGAUUUCGACAGCGUGGACUUUGCAAUUGAUAACAACUCCGAAACGAAUCGAAACUUGUCUUCUAACAGUGAAAACAAUAAUCCGUCCAUGACGGAAAACUCGGCCAACUUUGAAAAUAUCGUUAAUUCGAAUAACGACAGGCUGAUCAUUUCUAGGGGCAUGAGCGAAAAUGUCAGUGUCAGAGUGACCGAAUCAAGCUCAUCCACGUUUCUCGACGAUCGCUCGGAGAUCAGCUUCAGCAAAGAGAGCACGUUGAGUAUGAACAAGAACACGCUUCUUUCGCCUUCUACGGACGAGGAAGACCUCUUCGACGUACCUCCGGAUCUGCCCGAGGAUCCGCCGAAAGAGGACAACCUUUUUGGCAGGGCCCCAAUUCUUUCCCCCGUCGAGUCCUUCGGUAAAGUUCAAAAGACGGCCAAACACGAAACCUCUAAAAGUGAGAACCGGACGCAUAGCCAGAAGGGAGAGACGACCGUGUUCAGCGAUCAGUUCGAAUCGUCGUCAAAUCAAGUCGUUACUACAGAAUCGUCUUGUAUCGAUACAAAAAAGGAAGAUGUUAAGAAGUGGGAGACACCGAUCACAGGCAAAGAGGUACGUGCCGAUAAAAAUACAUCAAUCAGAGAUGAAGAGUUGUCUGGUAAAGCGAACUUACGGGAUAAAUCUCAAGAACGACAAGAUUCGGGGAUCGAAAGCAAGGCGGAAUCUCGCGGGGUUGGUAAACGGGAUGAAAAGAAAGAGGAAUUAACCGAUCCACUUCGUGACGGUAACCACGAUCCUCUUAAGGAUCCGAGCAAUUUAUUUCCAUUUGUAACGAAAACUCCGUCGCCCGAAAAGGGUAAGAAUCUGUUGUUCGACGACGACGACGAUGGAUUGUUCUCGAACUGUUCCUCGAAGAAACCGGAACAUGGCAAAUUGAGAGUAACUGAUAAAAGCAAAACAACCACGUCAACCGCAAAAAAACAGAGUCUCGAUAUAUUCGCCGAGGAUUCGGAGACGGAUUUUUUUACCACGGCACUACCAAAAUCUGUCAGAAAACCCCACCAGGAAUCGAAGAUCGAUCUUUUUGCCGACGACGAUAACCAGGACGAUGAUCUUUUUGGCGGUGCUACGAAAAAGUUGACCAACAAGGCGAGCGCAACAUCAUCGCGGAUUGUUACUACGGAAGAAAACAUCACCAAGACCGAAUCCUCCUCGAAGAGUCAAUCAAUAUUCGGCGAGAUCGGCAAGGAAAACACAUCAGGAAGCCAAAAAACUACAGGGGCAAAAGUAAGGUCUGAAACAAAAAAAGGAGGUACUACCUCCGGUAUAUUUUCCGAUGACGACAGUGCCGAAAUAUUCACCGCCGGUAUUAAUACGAAGCCUGUAGAGGGGAUUCCCACCGGUAAAAAGAUCGUGAAGGAUAUUUUCGGCGAUCAGUCAAGUGGCGACGAGGACAUGUUUGCUGCAAAAAAGUCUGUGAUUAAAAAACCAACGACGUCUUCGGGGCUGUUCGACGACGACGAUAAUGAGGGAGGCGAAGAUAUAUUCGGGAAAUCGACGACCUCAUACGUCAGUCGAUCGGAGUCGGUUGAAAAGCGUGGAGCGAUUAAAAGAACAGGUACCAGGGAUUUGAGAAAAACUGCCGAACAAAUUGUCGAGGAUCCGUUAAGUAUACUGCAAAAAGAUUAAUCACUGCGUAUGUAAAACGUUUCAUGAAACGCGUAACAUUUCGUUUUUGCACUCGCUUUCGUUAUUCGUGAAUUAUUAUUUAUAUACUACGUUUCAAAAUUGCAUUCCUUUAAAAGUGAUAAAUUUAUGAAGUCUGUUUUAUUCUUCGCGGCUACAACCGAUUCUUGGAUUAUUCAAUGAAUUAAUUGAAUCCGCUUAACACGAUUUUGUACACAGUUAUCAAUUGCUCAUCAAGCAAUUCUAGGCGGAAUGAUUAUUCUGAAUCAAUUUCUAUCUUAUGACAAAAUCACUAAAUGUCAGAACGAGGCUUUUAAAACUAUACAUAUAUAUCUAUUGUAAAUAUGUACCGAUCAAAUACCCAACACUCAUACCCAAGUUGCGAUCUAUUUUGAAAUAUUUAACAAUCUGUAAGUAUCUCCUGUAAUCAUUUUAUCUGUACCUACAGUUAAAUUUACUUUUCUUUAACCCCGUUGUGUAUAUUUGUAAUUUCCUUUUAUUUAAAAAGUUCGAUUGCGGUCCAUCUUAGGGCUUGCAGUGCUUGAUAAUACAACCAUUAUAAAUUAUUUGAACGUUUUUAUUGGGUGAGAAAGUAUUUAGAGAGGCCGCAAUAUACCCGGUUGGUUCCAAGUUCUCAACCAAUAAAUAGCGCACGAUGUUCAUAGUAUAAAUAUAUAUAAUUGUUUUUAAUGUACGUAUUGCCUUAAAGUGCUGUCAGAUAAUGCUCCUAAUAGAUACACUACGCGAGAAGAGGACGAAAAUAUAGUUAUAGGCAAAGAUAAAUAAAUACAAAUAAUGUAAGAAGAAGGAGAAAAAAAACAAAUAAAAAUUGCGGAUGUUUUAUAAAUUUAAA